Molecule: messenger RNA, 2026 nt
Organism: Colossoma macropomum (tambaqui)
Lineage: Eukaryota; Metazoa; Chordata; Actinopteri; Characiformes; Serrasalmidae
Gene: gfi1ab
Product: growth factor independent 1A transcription repressor b
Exons: 7
Coding region: 446-1579 (377 amino acids)
Biological process (GO): regulation of transcription by RNA polymerase II
Cellular component (GO): nucleus
Molecular function (GO): RNA polymerase II cis-regulatory region sequence-specific DNA binding; DNA-binding transcription factor activity, RNA polymerase II-specific
Source: RefSeq, a predicted model, not a curated record
UGCACCAAAAACGCACCACGGCUACAGAGUAGAGCCUGAUCCAGACUGAACGCAGGAAAGCCCAGCCUUUAGGAGGUCAGCUCCGUGUUCAGCGUGAUCGUCUCGCGCUUCCUGUGCUCGUGCUCCCUCAGAUAAAGGCUGUUAUCGCCCCUCCUGCCCCCUCGGGACACCCACUGGGGGCAGCAGCAACAGCAGCGCUAGUUGGUGGCGGGGGGCAGCUCCUUUAAAGCACCUGUCUGUAAAGGAAAAGACGAAGCACCUGGCAGGCGGGCGGUCAGCGGCGCGCAUGCGCAGAGCGCAGACACGCUGCUUUAAUAGAGGAGCCGCGGCGCUCAGAGUGAGUGGCCUUCAGCGCAGCGCAGAGAGAAGGAGGAGAGAGAGAGAGAGACACUGAGACAGACACAGAGAGAGAGAGAGAGACACAGAGAGUCGGUCAGGGUCAGACAUGCCGCGCUCGUUCCUGGUGAAGAGUAAGAAGGCGCACAGCUACCACACACCGCGCAGUGUGGAGGAGGAGUACAGCAGACUGGAGGCACUCAUAGCGCACAUCUGCACAGACAGUAAGCUUGCUGAGGAGCCAGAGUGCUCCCCGGAUGGCCGGUCAGACCCUGCUGGAGCCUUUUCUCCGGACCCUGCUGAUCUGUGCUCCAGAUCUCCUCCUCUCAGCUGUGGAGGGAGUGUGUGUGACCGCUCCUCAGAUUAUGAGGACUACUGGCGCCCACCCUCACCCUCAGCAUCACCAGCAGACUCUGAGAAAUCUUUUUCUCCGUGUGGGGAUGAAACACGACCGUUUACUGUCCCCUUUGGCUCUUACCCAUGGAACUUCAGCCAUCACCAUCAUCACCCGCUGGAUCCAGAGCGGAGUUAUUACACUGAGAGGGUGGCUGAACCUCCUCUCUUCAGUGAGAGAGGAUCUGGGACAGGUGUUUAUGGCCACUACGAGUCCACUGCCAGCCUGUUUGAGCGGACCACGACGCCUGGGCUUUAUGUGGACAGGAAUGUUCGUGGAAAUGGACCUGAGAUGAAGUCUGACACAGCCACGCUGUGUAGUCGCCUAAUGCUGAAUGGAGCUUUCAAAUGCAUCAAGUGUAGCAAGGUCUUCUCCACACCACACGGCCUGGAGGUCCAUGUCCGGAGGUCCCACAGUGGAACGAGACCUUUCGCUUGUGACAUAUGCGGGAAGACCUUCGGCCAUGCGGUCAGCUUGGAACAGCACAGAGCUGUUCAUUCGCAGGAGAGGAGUUUUGAUUGUAAAAUCUGUGGGAAAAGCUUCAAACGAUCUUCCACCCUGUCCACACACCUCCUGAUCCACUCAGACACAAGGCCUUACCCAUGUCAGUACUGUGGCAAGAGGUUCCACCAGAAAUCGGACAUGAAGAAGCACACGUUCAUCCACACAGGGGAGAAGCCUCACAAGUGUCAGGUGUGUGGGAAAGCUUUCAGCCAGAGCUCUAAUCUGAUAACACACAGCCGCAAGCACACGGGCUUCAAGCCGUUCGCCUGCGAGCUGUGCGGGAAGGGCUUCCAGCGCAAGGUCGACCUGCGGAGGCACAAAGAAACCCAGCACGGACUGAAGUGAGGGGCAACAUCGACCCCACCCGUAUUCAGACAAACCCCGCCCCCCUGCGCUGCGAGUGGGUCGCGGUUCAGAUUCACGAACUGCAAAACUACUAAAGGGGAAACUACACUGUAAUGGUUCUAUAUAUAGACCUGUGAACACUGAAAGAACCAUUUGAAAGGGUUUCUUCUGGCCCUGCGAGUCAAAGAACCCCGUUUUACAGAGCUAAGAGUGUACUAGCCUAUCCUAACGCAAGGAAGGGGUACUAGUUGCCACUCGUAGCGUAGGGGGCGGGGCUUGUCUGAAUAUAGGUGGGAAGAAAGACGCCCUGUGAACUCCACCAAACACUGAAGGACGAUGGACAGUUUUGUCACUGUGCUGUAGAGUGAAGAACGGCCAGUUUACUGCAGGCUACAGACUUUUCUCUCAGUUCUGUGUGCUGUGUGUGGACUGUACAGGCAGCAGCCC